AUGCGAGUCAGAAGCAUCUGCUCUCGAUGCCUUUGUGAACUGCACAAAUCGCAUGACCUGUUCAUGCGAAAACAUGAAACACGUCAAAUAUGUCAGUGUUCACAUGAUGCACUCCAAAGUUUGAGGAAAGAAGUGUCAAAUGUAAUGCCCAUACACACUCCGUUCACAGAAAUCUUCAAUGAUAGCAAAGAAAUCUAUGCGCUCUCCAAGCAAGGAGAGAUCACUCUCGCAAUAGAGUCCAAUUUGCUUAUUGGCGGCACGGACACAAUCAUUCAAACAUGUGAGAUCUCGAUUCGUGUGGUCAAAGCACUCUUCGCUAUCUUCGCUACAGCUGUAGCGAAGGCACAAGAAUUGAUUUCCUUUGCAAGUCAUCAAUAA
This is a messenger RNA of Necator americanus (New World hookworm), 378 nucleotides long. RefSeq lists its product as uncharacterized. Lineage: Eukaryota; Metazoa; Nematoda; Chromadorea; Rhabditida; Ancylostomatidae. The record is from RefSeq and is a predicted model, not a curated record. The transcript has a single exon. The coding region runs from base 1 to 378 and encodes 125 amino acids.